Molecule: messenger RNA, 1587 nt
Organism: Chaetomium globosum CBS 148.51
Lineage: Eukaryota; Fungi; Ascomycota; Sordariomycetes; Sordariales; Chaetomiaceae
Exons: 3
Coding region: 1-1587 (528 amino acids)
Biological process (GO): glucose 6-phosphate metabolic process; glycolytic process; intracellular glucose homeostasis
Cellular component (GO): cytosol; mitochondrion
Molecular function (GO): glucokinase activity; fructokinase activity; ATP binding
Source: RefSeq, a predicted model, not a curated record
AUGGCCCUCGAAGCCGAGACACAGUCGAUUGUCGAGCAAUUCGAGUACUCGGACAGCGAUGUCAACAAGGCAGUCCAGGAAUUCCUCCGUCAGAUGGACGAGGGUCUGGCGAAGGAUGGGACCAGCAUGAGCCAGAUUCCGACAUAUGUCACGGGCGUACCCAAUGGCACCGAAAAGGGUCUCUACAUGGCGGUUGACCUCGGCGGCACGAACUUUCGUGUUUGUUCCAUCCAGCUCCUCGGGAAUAGCACUUUUACCCACACCUACAACAAAGUUGCUAUCCCCAAACACCUCAUGGUGGCCAAGACGGCGCAGGAGUUGUUCGCCUUCUUGGCAUCGGAGAUCAAGAAGUUCCUUGAGGAGCACCAUACCGAGGACUUUGAGCACCACGUCCGGCGCCGGAAGACAGUCAGCUCUCCAAACGGUUUCAGGGAUGAGCACAUCUUCCGCAUGGGCUUCACCUUCAGCUUCCCUGUCAAGCAGUUCGGAAUCAAUAAGGGCACCCUCAUAAGAUGGACGAAGGGUUUCGACAUCCCGGACGCUGUUGGCAAGGAUGUGUGUGCCCUCUUGCAAGAGGAGAUCGACAAGCUUCACCUGCCUGUCAAGGUGGCCGCCCUUGUGAACGACACCGUCGGGACGCUCAUGGCGCGUUCGUAUGCCGCCCCGGGUAAACAAGGCUCGGUGUUGGGUGCCAUCUUUGGCACCGGCACCAACGGCGCCUAUGUCGAGAAGCUGUCGAAGCUGAAGAAGCCCCUGGGUGGGGAGUAUGACCAAUCGACCGGCGAGAUGGUGAUCAAUACGGAAUGGGGUUCGUUUGACAACCAGCUGAACGUCUUGCCCAGCACGAAAUGGGAUAUUGCUCUGGAAAAAGAGAGUCUGAACCCCGGCUUCCAGAUGUACGAGAAGCGUGUCUCUGGCAUGUUCCUGGGCGAGAUCCUGCGCCUGGCCAUCAUUGACCUGCUCAACAACCCCAAUGUUUCCUUCUUCAAAGAUGAGAACUCUAGCUCCAACGACAGAGGUUCUGUGACUAUCAUCUCCAAGGACUCGGGUCUGUACAAGCAAUGGGGUCUCGACACCGCUAUCAUGUCGACUGCGGAACUCGAUCAAGACCCCGAGUUGUCUGGUCUCCGCCAGGCGCUCGAAAACACCUUGGAGGUCUAUGCCCCUGCGUACGAGGAUGCCCUCGCCUUCAAGAAAAUUGCGCAAGCCAUCGGCCGCCGCGCGGCUCGUCUCUCUGCUGUUGCCAUUGGUGCCAUUAUUCUGCAGACCGGCAAACUGGAGGACCCGGAGUACAAGGAUGAGCCCAUCGAUGUUGGUGUCGACGGCAGCCUGGUCGAACACUACCCCGGCUUCCGGCCCAUGAUCUACGAGGCGUUGAGCGCCAUCGAUGGGAUUGGAGAGGAGGGCGCCAAGCGCAUCCGCAUCGGCUUGACCCAAGAUGGGUCUGGCGUCGGCGCCGCCCUGAUUGCGCUUGUGGCUGCCGGCAUGGAGAAGAACACCAGCGGCGCCGAUUACCUCGGCGAGCUGCGCUCGAACGCUAAGGCCGGCGUGCCUGCUACGGUGGAUGAGAAGAGCACGUCCGAUUAG